This is a messenger RNA of Oncorhynchus mykiss (rainbow trout), 1219 nucleotides long. Its product is annotated as synaptosomal-associated protein 25-like. Gene Ontology annotation, biological process: synaptic vesicle priming; exocytosis; synaptic vesicle fusion to presynaptic active zone membrane. Gene Ontology annotation, cellular component: plasma membrane; SNARE complex. NCBI's taxonomy places the organism in Eukaryota, Metazoa, Chordata, Actinopteri, Salmoniformes, Salmonidae. The record is from RefSeq and is a predicted model, not a curated record. Gene Ontology annotation, molecular function: voltage-gated potassium channel activity; syntaxin-1 binding; SNAP receptor activity.
UCGCCGGGAUGUAACGUCGAAGAUAGAGCCACCAAUUGGGUGAGCGGGUGGUAAUCGGGGCGUGUCAUCGGACUUACCUGGGGGCAGAGCGGACCUGGAAGGCAAGAACAAAAACCUUCGAGAUGAUGCUGAGGGACCGGGUAGAUCAAUGAACAAACAGGUGACGGAUGUUCCAGUGGAUUGUUGGGCAAAGUCGAGGCAAACACAACCACUCAUAUACAUUAAGUUAAAGGACUGGUGUCAAAGCCACCUGAUGCACUAGCCUUGCUUCUUGGGAAAGAGGCUCCUGAGCAAACCAGACAGACUGUGCUGUCCUUCCGCGGCUUCUGCAGAUGUCAGGCAAGAUGGCUGCCGACUCGCCCGUGAGGACAGAGCAGGAGGAGCUGCAGAGGAGGGCCAACCAGGUAACAGAUGAGUCCCUGGAGAGUACCCGUCGUAUGAUGCAGCUAGUAGAGGAGAGCAAAGAUUCAGGAAUCCGGGCCCUGGUCAUGCUGGACGAACAAGGAGAGCAACUGGAGCGGAUUGAGGAGGGCCUGGACCAGAUCAACUCGGAUAUGAAGGAGGCUGAAAAGAACCUCACAGACCUGGGCAAAUGCUGCGGUCUGUGUUCCUGUGAUAAGCUGAAGGACUUUGAGGAGAGUGGUGCCUAUAAGAAGGUGUGGGGGAACAACCAGGAUGGGGUGGUGUCCGGGCAACCGUCCUCACGCGUGGUGGAUGAGAGAGAGCAGAUGAUCAUGAGCGGAGGCUACAUAAGCAAGGUGACAAAUGAUGCACGCGAAGAUGAGAUGGAGGAGAAUCUGGGACAUGUAGGCAGCAUUAUAGGCAACCUGAAGAGCAUGGCACUGGACAUGGGCAAUGAGAUCGACACGCAGAAUGUCCAGAUUGACCGCAUUCAGGGCAAGGCCAUUCUCAAUGUAUCCCGCAUCGAUGCUGCCAAUCAGAAAGCUAAUAAUCUAAUGAAGAGAUGAAGAGGAAAUCCUCCGUCUCUGCUGUGUGAUCUUAUCUACUCCCUGUCGUUCUGUGCCAAUAUGCGUUCAGUGACCCACAUAGAAAAUCUGCCAAAUGAUCGUGUAUGCCUUAUCCUAAAGUCUGAGCAGCAGGGUACACAUCAUUAUUCAUACCUAGCUCUACAUUAACCCUAGUCUGUUUGCCAGUCUCUGUUCAGUUAUUACAUUCCACUCUUGGUACUCCAUGUCACAUGUCACAUGACAAAAAAAAA